Molecule: messenger RNA, 1715 nt
Organism: Chanos chanos (milkfish)
Lineage: Eukaryota; Metazoa; Chordata; Actinopteri; Gonorynchiformes; Chanidae
Gene: gnai2b
Product: guanine nucleotide binding protein (G protein), alpha inhibiting activity polypeptide 2b
Exons: 8
Coding region: 645-1712 (355 amino acids)
Biological process (GO): G protein-coupled adenosine receptor signaling pathway; adenylate cyclase-inhibiting G protein-coupled receptor signaling pathway; gamma-aminobutyric acid signaling pathway
Cellular component (GO): heterotrimeric G-protein complex; cytoplasm
Molecular function (GO): GTP binding; G protein-coupled receptor binding; G-protein beta/gamma-subunit complex binding
Source: RefSeq, a predicted model, not a curated record
ACCUGCAGGACGGCGCGUGGAAUUCGAAGAUAUUGUUUUAAAGAACAAAGAUAAGGGCGCCAGAAAAAGACUGUCGUUUGACAGCUGUAUUCUGGUCUAGUGAUUUCUCCAUUGGGACGGAUCACUUCACACGAAGACGUUGGCUUCGGUGUCAGUGGAAUGCCAUUCACACUUCACAUGCCAGCCAAGGCUGUCUGUCUUUGAGACGUGCGCGCUAGAAGUCUACAACGCAAAAAAAAUAACUGCACGUGUGACUGCAAAGGGCUUUCGAAUUGUCUUGGCAAAGACCAUUAUUAAUUUUUGAUCAGUUUUGAUAUUCAGUCCCAGUAACUUUUUAUUUGUGUCAAAUUGCCUAGCUGAUAUUUUCUGGGCUCUUGUACGGACACACGAUGGAAAUUUGAUUGAUGGGCUGUCAAAUCUACAGGGAUUUCAUAAAUCAAACUUCUGUCUGAUUGAAGUUGACCGUAUUUGCCUUCAGUUACGUUUCACUUUGCUAGUUUUUUACGUUAACCGUGUGUCCGUCUUUGACCACGGUCAAGGGAGAGAGGGUUCACGCGCUUUAUUGUGGAAACGCUGAGUUGGUUGCAGGAUUGGGGGAGUAAAACUAUCGCCAGUUCGCAAGUGCGCUCGUCCACUUCAGCGAAAUGGGCUGUACUGUGAGUGCGGAGGACAAAGCGGCCGCCGAGAGGUCGAAAAUGAUUGAUAAAAAUCUCAGAGAAGAUGGAGAAAAGGCGGCCAGGGAGGUGAAACUACUACUGCUCGGUGCUGGAGAAUCAGGAAAGAGCACCAUUGUGAAGCAGAUGAAAAUCAUCCAUGAGGAUGGGUACUCAGAGGAUGAGUGUAAGCAGUACAGAGCUGUUGUCUAUAGCAACACCAUCCAGUCCAUUAUGGCCAUCAUCAAAGCCAUGGCCAACCUAAAGAUCGACUAUGGAGACUCUGCAAGAGCGGAUGAUGCGCGGCAGCUCUUUGCCCUGUCUGCGGCGGCUGAAGAGCAGGGCAUUCUGCCAGACGACCUGGCCAAUGUGAUCCGCAGGCUGUGGGCUGACAGUGGAGUCCAGAGCUGCUUCACACGCUCCAGAGAGUACCAGCUCAACGACUCCGCAGCGUAUUAUCUGAAUGACCUUGAGAGAAUAGCCAAAUCGGACUACAUUCCCACUCAGCAGGAUGUUCUGAGGACCAGAGUGAAGACCACAGGCAUCGUGGAGACUCACUUCACCUUCAAAGACCUGCACUUCAAGAUGUUUGAUGUCGGAGGUCAGAGGUCGGAGAGGAAGAAAUGGAUCCACUGUUUUGAAGGCGUCACCGCCAUUAUCUUCUGCGUGGCGCUGAGCGCCUACGACCUGGUCCUGGCCGAGGAUGAGGAGAUGAAUCGCAUGCAUGAGAGUAUGAAGCUCUUUGACUCUAUCUGUAAUAAUAAGUGGUUUACAGAGACGUCCAUCAUCCUCUUCCUCAAUAAGAAAGAUCUGUUUGAGGAGAAAAUCACACGCAGUCCUCUCGCCAUCUGUUUCCCUGAGUACUCAGGAGCCAAUAAGUAUGACGAGGCGGCGAGCUACAUCCAGACCAAGUUUGAGGACCUGAACAAGAAGAAGGACACGAAGGAGAUCUACACCCACUUCACCUGCGCCACCGACACCAAGAAUGUGCAGUUUGUGUUCGACGCCGUCACUGACGUCAUCAUUAAGAACAAUCUGAAAGACUGCGGACUGUUCUAGAGA